This is a messenger RNA of Meriones unguiculatus (Mongolian gerbil), 1464 nucleotides long. It is a transcript of the gene Rdh5, whose product is annotated as retinol dehydrogenase 5. The coding region runs from base 396 to 1358 and encodes 320 amino acids. The record is from RefSeq and is a predicted model, not a curated record. NCBI's taxonomy places the organism in Eukaryota, Metazoa, Chordata, Mammalia, Rodentia, Muridae. The transcript is spliced from 5 exons.
UCCAGGGACACCCACAGAGAGGGGCAGCUGCCAUCCUUGGUAGUUCCCACCUCUAGGAAACAGUGGCAAAGAUGGUGAGGAGCCCAGUCUAAGAAAGACAGCCUCGGGGAGGCGCGGGGGGGGGGGGUCAGUGCUGCCCUCUGCCAAAACCUUGCUUCAGCCGGGAGGCUUCAGCCUCUUAGCUCCUCCUCCUCCUCACCGCCCUCACCUCCCCAAAGCAUACAGACACUUGACACUCCUGCUCACAGCAAGCGUCCACCCACUCCAGACUUGGGCCGUGGCUGUGGGAGCCUGAGAAGGCUAGAAGCAGUCUCUUAAGCUAGUUUCGCACAUUGUGCUGCCUGCCCGCUCUCCCCAGAGCCUAGGCUGCCAUCUGCAGGACAUCACAUCCAACCAUGUGGCUGCCUCUGUUCCUGGGUGCCUUGCUGUGGGCAAUGGUGUGGUUGCUCAGAGACCGGCAGAGGCUGCCUGCCAGCGAUGCCUUCAUCUUCAUCACUGGCUGUGACUCGGGCUUUGGUCGCCUUCUGGCACUGCAACUUGACCAGAAGGGCUUCCAAGUCCUGGCCAGCUGCCUGACCCCCUCUGGGGCUGAGGACCUACAGCAGAUGGCCUCCUCCCGCCUGCACACAACACUGCUGGAUGUCACCGAUCCUGAGAACGUCCAGCAGGUUGCCAAGUGGGUGAAGACACAUGUUGGAGAAGCUGGGCUCUUUGGUCUGGUGAAUAAUGCUGGUGUCGCUGGUAUCAUGGGGCCCACGCCAUGGCUGACACAGGACGAUUUCCAGCGAGUGCUGAGCGUGAACACACUGGGUCCUAUUGGGGUCACCCUUGCCCUGCUGCCCCUACUACAGCAGGCCCGGGGCCGGGUGGUCAAUGUCACCAGCUUCUUGGGUCGCCUAGCAGCCAAUGGGGGGGGCUACUGUGUUUCUAAGUUUGGCCUGGAGGCCUUCUCCGACAGCCUGAGGCGGGACAUGGCUCCAUUCGGAGUACAAGUCUCCAUUGUGGAACCUGGCUGCUUCCGAACCCCUGUGACCAACCUGGAGAGCCUGGAGAACACCCUGAAGGCGUGUUGGGCCCGACUGCCUCCAGCUACACAGGCCCACUAUGGGGAAACUUUCCUCACUGCUUCUACAGAUCUGCAAGUGCAGCGCCGCCUCUUGAACCUGGCCUGUGACCCAGACCUUACGAAGGUGACAGGCUGCCUGGAGCACGCCCUGACUGCGCGUCACCCCCGAACCCGCUACAGCCCCGGCUGGGAUGCCAAGCUGCUCUGGCUGCCUGCCUCCUACCUUCCAGCCAGGCUUGUGGAUGCUGUGCUCACCUGGGUCCUUCCCCGGCCCGCCCGGUCAAUCUACUGAUGCUGGCUCUACAGCAAGAGGCUGAUUUUGAAGAGCACGGCAUUUAUUUCUGUCUCCACUGUGGUGCUGCCUGGUUUCUGACACAAUAAAUAUGUCUUGCUUUAAA